AUGAAAACGACAGGUGUCAUUGUACUCUUGCUUGGACUGAUUGCCUUGUGUUGGGCAGCUGUAGAACUUACAGACGAUAACUUUUCGCAAGUGGUAGGGAAGCAAGACGAAUGGUUGGUUGAUUUUUAUGCGGAUUGGUGUGGUUAUUGUCAAAGAUUCGAGUCAACUUUUGAUGAAGCCGAAAGACAGUUACAAUUAAGCAACUAUAAACAUGUACAGAUUGGUAAGGUGAAUGUAGAUACCAACCCUGGACUAGCAGCAAGAUUCUUUAUUUCUCGUUUACCAACUGUCGUGCAUAUCAAGGAUCAUCAAGUCCGUAGUUUGCCUUCUAUCAAGACAGUAAGUGAUGUUGUCGGAUUUAUUACUCUGGAACAGUGGCGUCAAAUUGACCCAAAAUCAGGCAUCGUUUCUCCCUUUAGUUUAUUUGGACGACUUUUGGGAUUUGUGGGUAGCAUAGUAAAGAAAGCAUCAACAUACUCCUCACCUUGGACAUUGAUUGGAACUUUGUCUGGAAUCUUAGUCUGUGUACUCUGUUUACCUGUCAUCCUUGACAGAUUCAAUAACAAAAAGACAGAUGCAAAGAAAACACAAUAA
This is a messenger RNA of Rhizopus microsporus ATCC 52813, 594 nucleotides long. Its product is annotated as thioredoxin-like protein. The record is from RefSeq and is a predicted model, not a curated record. The transcript has 4 exons. The coding region runs from base 1 to 594 and encodes 197 amino acids. NCBI's taxonomy places the organism in Eukaryota, Fungi, Mucoromycota, Mucoromycetes, Mucorales, Rhizopodaceae.